Messenger RNA from Electrophorus electricus (electric eel), 2797 nucleotides. The record is from RefSeq and is a predicted model, not a curated record. NCBI's taxonomy places the organism in Eukaryota, Metazoa, Chordata, Actinopteri, Gymnotiformes, Gymnotidae.
UUGUGACUUCUAGCGGAUACGUUGUCUUGGACUAGUCACAAAAACGCCUGAUCCACGUUCAGCAGGCUAAACAUGCUCAAGGAUUAUUUCCGCCCUCGCGUUUGCUACUAGUAGACACAAAAUUGAGGAAGUAUUCUUCUUCCGACAAAUCCCGAGAAAUAUAAAAAACCCAAAGUUCAUCCAUUCCGCAAGAUACGCGACUUGGAAGUGAUAGGACGUGCGACCCGUGUGCGUUUUCUAGUCACUCCACAUGCAGACAUCUAGAGGUAUUGUUCAGGAUAUUGUUCUGUUUUGCUUGCUUUCCUUAAAAACUAGAACAUAACCAGGCAACUCCCGGUUAGUUUAGGUGUUGUUUCCUCCGUAAUUACGAUUCUCAACUCAGGAGUUUCCUGCAAUGGGAUGCUGUGGUAGCACAGAGGAUGCCGCGCGUGAACAAAAGAAAAAUGAUUUCGUGUUUUUGGUAGAAAAAGCGAGACUGGAAACCUCUGGAGGAUCGCCAGUGCACUGACAUUCUAUGGCUCCUCCUUUUUGCUAUAUUCAAUAUCGGGAUGCUCUUUAUUUGUGGUUUUGCCAUAUCCACCGGGGCAGCCUCCAGACUCAUUUCAGGGUAUGACAGCUACGGCAACAUCUGCGGGCAGAAGAAUGGCAAAAUCCCGGGGAUCGAACUCAGCGGCCAAGACCAAACCUCAAAAAAGUAUGUUUUUUUCCUGGACCCCUGCAACGUUGAUGUAGUGAGAAGGAAGAUCAAGUCCAUGGCCCUGUGCGUCUCCAGUUGUCCAGAGGCCGAACUGCAAACCUAUGAAGAUCUCAAAAAGUUCGCAGAGAGCAACGGAUCUUAUUUGUGCUCCUAUGAACUGAACCCCAGCACAUACCCCACUGAUCCAAACAGGGCUACCAAAUGUCCCAAGCUUCCAGUUCCUCCGAGUAAGUCUUUACCAGUUUUCCACCGCUGCACCCCAGCGGACAUCGCCUGCUACUCCAAGUUCGCUGAGGCCCUUAUCACGUUCGUCAGUGACAACAGUGUGCUGCACAGGGUCAUCGCUGGGGUGAUGACCUCGAAGGAGAUCAUUAUGGGGCUAUGCAUGCUCUCAUUAGUUCUCUCCAUAAUUCUCAUGGCACUGAUUCGCUUCAUCUCAGCUGUUCUGGUGUGGCUUCUCACAGCUAUUGUGGUUCUCGGAUCCCUGGGUGGUACUGGAGUUCUCUGGUGGCUCUAUGUAGACCACCGGGUAUCUGCGAACACGACUCUGCCUGCUAGCGAACUCCAGGUGGCUGAGGAUAACCAGAAGGCCCUGCUCAUCUACGCCAUAGCUGCUACAGUCUUCACGAUUGUGCUGCUCCUGCUGAUGUUCUUCAUGAGGAAGCGCGUGGCUUUGACUAUUGCGCUGUUCCGCGUCGCCAGCAAAGUGUUCGGCCACCUGCCCCUGCUUGUGAUGCAACCCUUCUGGACCUUCCUCACCCUCAUGCUCUUCUGGGUCUACUGGAUCACUGUGCUGCUCCUGCUUGGGACAGCAGGAAACCCAGUGAAAAAUAACCAGACAGGAUUGGUGGAGUUCCAGAUGGCUGAGCCUCUGCAGUACAUGGUGUGGUACCAUGCUGUGGGUCUGAUCUGGGUCAGUGAGUUCAUCCUGGCCUGCCAGCAGAUGACUGUGGCGGGGGCAGUCGUCACGUACUACUUCACAAGAGAUAAGUCGCAGUUGCCACUGACUCCCAUCGUUUCGUCGGCAAUGCGGCUGAUGCGCUACCACCUGGGCACGGUGGCAAAGGGGGCCUUCAUCAUCACGCUGGUGGAGCUCCCCCGUCUCAUCCUCACCUACAUCCACAGCCAGCUCAAAGGCAGUGAAAAUGCUUGUGCUCGAUGCAUGUUGAAAGCCUGUGUCUGCUGUUUGUGGUGUCUUGAAAAGUGCCUCAGCUUCCUGAAUCAAAACGCAUAUGUAGCUACAGCAAUAAACAGCACCAGCUUCUGUACGUCGGCCCGAGAUGCCUUCAUCAUCCUCGCUGAGAAUGCGCUUCGUGUCGCUACCAUCAAUUCUGUUGGAGAUUUUGUCCUGUUUUUAGGAAAGGUCCUGAUUGUGUCAUGCACGGCGUUCGCGGGUGUGCUGGCACUGAACUACCAACGUGAGUACACGGUGUGGGUCCUGCCGCUCAUCAUUGUGUGCAUAUUCGCCUUCCUGGUGGCCCACUGCUUCCUGUCCAUCUUCGAGAUGGUGGUGGACGUACUCUUCCUCUGCUUCGCCAUCGACACAAAGUACAACGAUGGCAGUCCCGGCAGCGAGUACUACAUGGACAAAGCGCUGAUGGAGUUCGUGGAGAGCAGCCGAAAAGCUGAAGCAGAGGGGAAGAGAGCUGCAGGUGGAGACAGCAGGGAAAUGAAACCAAUGACUCGUGCAGGAACGUCGGCAUGACGAGGAUCAGCCUUUAACACUUGUUACGCCAACAGCAGGUGCUUCUGAUGGAGUAGGCUAACGGCUUCACCAGGGAUUUUUCCUCACUAUGUGAUCUAACUACAUAAGCACCUGUGAGACAACUAUGCAUACUUCUUUUGACCGUCUUUUGUAUGACUAAAUCUGAAAUGCUUUUAGCAAUACUUUUGUAGAUAAUUUUUUUUUUUUUUGGACCUGUAAGUGGAGUCGUUUUGUAUUUAAAGGGUAUAAGUUUGAGAACUGUUAACAUAACAUAAGUUGUUGUUAUUGUUGGUUUUCUUAUGCUGUCUCAGGUUUUUUUCUAGUUGAGAUAUGUCUAUGAUUUAUUCUGUACAUCAUUCAGCUUUUAUUUAUAAUAAAAACGGUAGGCAAUCCAA